UGGAAGAACAAGAAAACGACAAUUUGCCACAGUCACAAUUUAAUUUCUUUAGUUUUUUGGGUUUUUAUUACAAUUAAAGGCACACGCACUAGAGCCCCAAGCGACCUUCCGUCGUAGCCAAGUCCAUCCUUCAAGCAGCGAAUCUGUGUCAAUUAUUAUACGCUGAUGCACACCUAGAACACAAAAAUAUUAAAUACACAUUUUUAGGUAAGGAACUCGAAAUUGGAGGUCAAAAUUAAUAAUAGUCGAGCACAUAAACUGACUUGGCCAGGAGUUCUGCCUCAGUUGUAAAACUCAAAAAUCCACAUACGACACGUACGCAAAAAGUAAAACAUACAAAAUUGCAGUUCAAGUAAAGCAACGUUCUGUGGACAGAGUGUCAGCCGUAUUAUCUACUCGACGCCGUAGCGGGCAGCAACAGAUGUACAUACGUGGUGGCAUCCGUAUCCGACGCCAUCAUCACCCGAAACCGAAUUUCCACACGUAACCAAUUCUUCCUACUGGCAACUGUUCAAACAGAGACACUACCAUGGACAUAUCCGCCUCUACGUCGUUCGAGUCCAACAGCGGCACGCCGGAGGGAAAGACGAACUCCUAUAUAGGCGACAGCACGCUAUACGAUAGCGCUCUGGAUCACCAGCUGUCCAAUCUUGCCUACCGGACAUGUAAUGAGAGCCUUAUGGGUGAACUCAGCCAAAACCCAUUGCAACAACCCAAUUCCUCAAGCAAGGUAGGCAGCACGGACAUUGGAAACGAAUCAACACCGAAUGUCUCCAAGGCUUUCGGUUCACCAUCGCAGGCAGCUUUCAACAGCCCGACGCCAGCUCUUAACGCCAGCAUGCUGCUGAUCCAAUCCGAGAGUCUGGAUACGAACUCACAGGAGGAAGUCGAUCCCAAAUCACAACUGGCCAACAAGACAAUAUUCAAGACGGAUAAUCCUAACCUGUCAAUUAUAGAAAUUAACGACAAUUCCAUUAAGAAGGAGGACCUGGAGAACGAGGUGGUGCUGGUCGAGGGAGGCAGUGACGUGAAGAACCUUUUAAAGAAAUCGCCUAUCAAAGCGGUUGUAUCGGACUCUUCCUUAACCACAGAUAAACGUCGCCGCAAGACGGAGUCCCUACUUCAGACCAGCAAGCAAAAGUUGGACAUAUCCAUAGCAGAGGCAUCGGCUGUGGCCGAUGGCGAUGUCGAUGGCGAGAAACGUGAUCUAGUGCCGGUCGUAACUGACCAACCGCAGACCAAACGAGAUAUCAAAAUAUACGAUACUAUCGAGGAGUUUGAUGAAAAUCUGCCUUCGACAGUUACGCUGCUGAACACGCCAUUUGGCAGCAAGGUCUAUCUUGUGGGCACGGCACACUUUAGUGAGGAGUCGCAGGAUGACGUAUCAUAUGUCAUACGCAAUGUCCGUCCAGAUGUGGUCAUGGUUGAGCUGUGCCCAUCCCGUAUUCACAUCCUAAAACUCGACGAAAAAACUCUUCUGGAAGAGGCUAAGAGCAUUAACAUACCCAAGAUUCGAGGAAUCCUGCAGACGCAUGGCUACAUCAACGGCAUCUUCUUCAUACUGCUGCUGCAGAUGAGUGCCCAGAUCGCCAAGGAUCUGGGAAUGGCGCCGGGCGGUGAGUUUCGUCGUGCCUUUGAGGAAAUCCACAAGCUACCGGGCUGUAUUCUACAUCUAGGCGACCGGCCCAUCCGCAUAACCCUGUACCGAGCACUUCGUGCUCUGUCCGCUUGGCAGACCAUGAAAUUGGUGUGGCGCCUGACCUUCACCGACAGCAUCAGCAUUGAGGAGGUGGAGGAAUGCAAGCAGAGCGAUUUGCUUGAGAAACUGAUGCAGGAGAUGGCCGGCGAGUUCCCGGCCUUCUCUGACGUUUUCGUACGGGAGCGGGACAUCUUUCUGUGUCACUCGCUGCAGCUUGCGGCGCUGCCCCAAGCGGCUCCGGGUGCCCAGCAGAUCCGUCCAGUGCGAGUUGUCGGUGUUGUAGGCAUCGGGCAUGCCAAUGGGAUUGCCAAAAUGUGGGGUACGGUCGAUCCCAAGAAAAUUCCAGCUAUACUCGAGAUUCCACCGGCCAGCAUUGGUCAGCGAAUCUGUACAUAUACGCUGAAGUACGGCCUCAUUGGCCUGGGCUGCUAUGGAGCCUUCCGUUUUCUGCGACCCCGGAUGACGCGUUUCUUUUAGAUAGUCGACGAUGGGACUGGACGGGGGGACCAAGUGUGAGGCGACGACUGUAGGCACUUAAUUUUGCUGCAAUGUUCAAUUUUUAUUUCUUACGUUUAAUCACAUGACCUGCACACGCAGAUGAAGCGAAUUUGUUCUGUUGUAUUUUAUUGUACAAUGAUGAUGUUUUGAUAGACGCGUUUAUAUACGAAAAAAAUAUAACCGGAUGUACAUAUAUAUAUCCACAUACCAAACAUGAAAAGACCGUUUCAGAUAACCCUAGUUUUUAAUUUACAGAAUUCUUAUAUACAAGUACAUAUACAUAUAUAAUUUAUGUAAUAUUAACAAGCUAGUGCAUCAGUUAUAGUUAUAAUCAAAGACUAAUUAACCCAAGUCCUUACAUAAAUCGACAUUUCCAUUUUAAAUGUAAAUGAAAAGGAAACUACCAAGAAAGGAACUACAUUUACAUGAAACUAGGUUUUGUAAUUGAGCUGUUGUUUGUUUUAAGCUCAAAAAAUCAAUCAAAAUGUCCCUAUGCAUACAUAUAUAUGUAUACAAUUUCAUUCAGUCGAAAUCAUGCAUAGCUGUUGUUCAUUCCGUAGAAGAAAUCUAAACGAAAAAAAAUUAUUACUGUUCAUAAAUUUAAGGGACUACUAACGUGAUGGAACCUUUCAGUGUUUGAUAAAUUUAUUAGAGCAAAUACAUACUAGUAGUAAUGACGGUAUGCGGGGGGGAUUUUACAAAACGAAAGCCGAAACAUACAAAACCACACAUAUGUACAUGUACUUUAUUACAUAUAUAUACACUACAUCUGAGCGUUGUAAACGUGAAACAUGCUUUUAAAGUACAUAUAAAAAAAAGAAAAACAGCAACUAUAAGCAGUAUGUAUUCCAUAAAUAGUGUUGUGUAGCAUUUAGAUUAUAGAUGUAACUUACCACCAGAAGCCGACAAACAAGCCUUUGUUCGUAACUGACUCAAAUAAAUGUACUAAAUGUA
Drosophila serrata is the source of this 3151-nucleotide messenger RNA. Its product is annotated as traB domain-containing protein. The record is from RefSeq and is a predicted model, not a curated record. Lineage: Eukaryota; Metazoa; Arthropoda; Insecta; Diptera; Drosophilidae.